Messenger RNA from Myxocyprinus asiaticus (Chinese sucker), 5910 nucleotides. Its product is annotated as protein phosphatase 1 regulatory inhibitor subunit 16B-like. Lineage: Eukaryota; Metazoa; Chordata; Actinopteri; Cypriniformes; Catostomidae. Gene Ontology annotation, cellular component: cytoplasm. Gene Ontology annotation, biological process: establishment of endothelial barrier; regulation of sprouting angiogenesis. The record is from RefSeq and is a predicted model, not a curated record. Gene Ontology annotation, molecular function: enzyme inhibitor activity; protein binding; phosphatase regulator activity. The transcript has 11 exons. Bases 370 to 1977 code for a protein of 535 amino acids.
AUCAUUUUAAAGUGCCCUUCUUUGCAUUAGAAGCAACAUCUGUCAAUCUCAUAGGUAGACAUUUAAAAGAGAUGAGCAGUAAUUUCCUGUAGAAUGUGGACGCAUGUGUGCUGCUGUCUGGCCCCGCCCGGGAGGAGUGACUCUGACUCCGGACUGAAGCUCGAGCUCUUCAGCGCCCUGCAGUUCAUGCAGCACAGGGAGCGCGACACACAUCACCGCGCGUUCACGCGAUUCACAUUUGGAAUAUAACGGCUGCAAGAGCGCGGUCAAGGAUGAAAGGUGGAGGUUUGGCAGGGAGGUGUAGUCCCCGCUAGAUUCGCCACCUCGCCAUCAUCAUCAUCUCUCUUGGUUGCUCCACCUGCAGUCAUCAUGUCCAAUCACCUGGAGUUGCUGACAGAGCUGCAGCAGCUGGAUAAGGUGCCCAGCCUCGAACGUCUACGGGCCGCUCAGAAACGCCGCACACAGCAGCUCAAGCAAUGGGCCGUCUACGAGAAGGAGAUGCAAAACAAAAAGCGCAAGGCCGACAAACGCUGUGCCAAUGGUAACCAUGGAAACAUAGCGGCGAAUCGUAAAAGGGUUUCGUUUGCAGCGAGUGUUGCUUUGUUGGAGGUCUCUGCGAGAAACGAUCCAGAUGAAGUGCGAUAUCUACUGAAGAACAACAUUAGUCCUGAUCUGAGUAAUGAAGACGGUCUGACAGCACUGCACCAGUGUUGUAUUGAUAACUAUGAAGACAUCGUGCAGAUCUUACUGGCUCACGGAGCGACUGUAAACGCUCAGGACAACGAGCUCUGGACGCCGCUGCACGCUGCUGCAACCUGCGGACACACAGGACUCGUCAAGAUCCUCAUACAGCAUGGUGCUGAUCUGUUAGCUGUGAACUCUGAUGGUAACAUGCCCUAUGACCUCUGUGAGGAUGACCCCACGCUCGACAUCAUAGAGACUGCCAUGGCCAAUCGAGGCAUCACGCAGGAGAUGAUCAAUGAGACACGAGCGGCGGUGGAGAGGAGGAUGCUGGAAGAUAUUCAGAACAUCCUGCAGGACGGCGCUGACAUCAGCAAACACGACUCACAGGGAGCUACACUGCUUCAUGUCGCCGCAGCGAACGGUUACGCACAGGCUGCAGAACUGCUGUUAGAGGGUGGAGCCAGAACUGACCUGAGAGAUGUUGAUGGGUGGCAACCGUUGCAUGCUGCUGCAUGCUGGGGACAGGUUCAUGUGGCAGAGCUGCUCGUGUCUCAUGGUGCCAAUCUAAAUGCCAAAACACACAUGGAGGAGACACCCAUCGAUCUGUGCGAGGACGAGGAGUUCAGGAAUCAUCUACUGGAACUGAAGCACAAGCACGACAUCAUCAUGAAGUCACAGCUCAAACACAAGACGUCACUGUGUCGCAGAACCAGCAGUGCAGGCAGCCGCGGGAAGGUGGUGAGGAGGGCGAGUCUGUCAGACAGACAUAAUCUAUGCAGGAAAGAGUAUCAGACAGAAGCAAUCGUGUGGAGAGGGAGAGAGAACGAGAGAGAACGAGAGUCUGACCAGGAGAACAGCCAAUCAACUCAGUCUGAUGAAGCCCAUCCAGCUCCUGGAAUCCUGAAGGAAGGAGGUCGACAAAACGGCAGCAUCUCCACCAGCACGACCCCUGCGGAGCCGCCUGCUCCUAACGGUGACCCCGUGACCCCUGAGCCUCAUGACACCACUCCGUCCACUGAGGAGUGUAAGCCCAAAGAGCUGCGCGCUCAGACGCUGUCCGAACUCAAAAAGAAGCGCGCUGCCUCCAAACUCCUCAACGGUCACCUGGGGAACGGCUCCACUGUUUCGAUGGAGACCAAAGGCAGUGUCGAGGAUCCGCACAUGCCGCUGGUUUCGUCCAAUGGCAGCGCAGUUUACUUCACGCCCGCCAGCGGAGACCUGCCCCUUUACAUAUUCAAGCAGCCAAUAGAAGACGAGGAUCCCAAAACUCACGGCUGCUGCUGCAUCUCAUAGAGAGCAUCAGUCAGAGGAUUCCAAGCGUCUGAUUGGCUGGAAAUUAAACACGUAACAGAACGCUCGGACGCCCACUAGUGGAAUUGAUCCCACAUUUCACCUGCCAGAGAUUUUUCCUCUGCGAUCGUCCUUUCCGCUCCAAACCCGUACAUAUCAGGAGGCGUUCCACUGAAGAAAUGCAGGAAGAGGAAAUGGAGAAGCAGUGUGAGGUAAACAGAAUGUAAAAGAAAGUGAAAUAUGAGGUACGGUUGAGUGGUGUGACCUCUCUAUGAACUCUGAAACAGGAAAGGGAAGUUCUGAAAUAAGGAUGGAAAUAUUGCACAGUUGUCCCUCAUUCAGGUUUCACAGGUUAAAUCUGACACACUUUUUCACUUCCAGCAUCGAUUCUGAGCAACUAUGAAGAUUUCAUUCAACUUAAUGUAUGAUUGUGCUUUAAACCAACUCCUGAUGAUGACCACAUCGGACUCAAAUCAAAAGAAAACUGCUAGGGAUGCACAAGUAAAUUAAUUCAGCGUUCAUGGAACAUCGCAGCCAGAUCUCGUGCUGUUGAACAGUUUGGAAACGUCGAUUUACACAGGAACAGAAUAAAACAUUAACAGUAUUUCUGUUGCCGGUUAUGAUUGUGAGGCGACAGACAGACGUUUUUGUGUACAGUAUUUAUUUGUAUAUGUGCAUAGAAGCCACUGUACUAUAAGAUGAAUUAUUUAUUGUAUUGCAGAGAGAUGAACUGACCGCAAACCGAAAUCUGAUGAUUUAUGAAGGAGUCCUUUUAGUCUGUUUUCAGACGGCAGUAUUUUUGUAUGACAGUGUUAUGGAAGCCCUACAUGUGCAUUAGAAGGAAAUACAGUCUACAUUGUAUUAUUCAUCGUAUGAUCAGUGUUUUAUUUGAGGGUUCAAGGGUCAAGAGCACAGGGAUGGGUUUGUAUGGGAGAGUAGUAGAGGUCGGCCUAUAGUUGAUUUGUCUGAUACCGAUAACGAAGGUGGUGAAAAGGGCAGAUAACCAAUUAAUUGGCCAAAAUCGAUUUAUAGAAUGUCAGAAGAAUUUCUUAUUUUUUUCUUACCAUGGUGGACACAGAAAAAGAGUCCAAAAUGAAUUACAUACCAGAUGCGGUUUAUUGUUUAACCAAAAUUAGAGGUAUAUCGGUUUUACCGAUUAAUCGGUACCGAUAGUUGCUUUUUGGAACUGCUUUUUUUUCUCUGUGUUCCUCUAAAGUUAUAUAUAUAUAUAUAUAUAUAAUAUAUACAGUAAAUAUAGAACAUUGUAACAAAGUGUCUGUCAUUUCAAGAUAAAAGUCCGCUGUCAUUUUUGGGCUUGUUUAUUUAGUUAAAAGUUCCCGGUUAUGCACCAAAUCAGUAAUUUUUCAUAGUAAUAAAAGGGGAAGAAUAAAUGUUUUUUAUUUUUAUUUUUUUUAUUUUUACUUUCUAUAAAUCAAUUGUAAAAACUAUCGGCCGAUUAAGCAGUUAUCGGCCUUUUCCACCACCUUAGUUUUUACUAUCUGCAAAAUCAACUAUCGGGCUAAGCAAAAUCCCAAUAAUAAUCAGAAUUUUUUUUAAAGUAUAAACAAGUCCCAAAACAUAUCAGGGACUCUUAUUUUGAAAAUACAAAUGAUGAAAAAACUAUCGGCAACUAUCGGCAUAGAUUUUUGCCGAUAGGUCCAAAAAGCAACUAUCGGCACCAAUUAAUUAGUAAAAGCAAUACAUCGGUCUACCUCUAGAGAGAAGUAUAUCUAGAUAAUAUAACCCUCAUUCUGUAAAAGAAAACCUUGGUAGCAGAAAAUGCAAAUAGUAUGAGAUUUUCACCAACCAAAGUAUUCAACAUAUCUUCUGAUCUUGAAAGGAUUAUUAUUUGAUUUGUGCAGUUCUGCCUAGGUAGCUCUAUCUAUUUCCUGCCACUUUCUGAUUGGGUGCCAAAGUCUUCCAGAAGAUGUACAUCAGAAACAGCCAAUGAGGUUCCAGGAACACUCCCAUAGCCCCUCCCUCUUCUCAGCGCUCGCCCUAUAGAGCCGUUCAGACGUGACGUCAAUUUGUGUACAAACAUGGAAAGCUAUUUCACCAUACAAAUUUCCUAUGCUUUUUUUAUAUAUUAUUUUUAAAAUAGUAAAAUAAGAUCUGUGGCGAAAAUUACUUGAAGAGACUUUCACGUUUUUGUUCUAGAACAUUAAUUACUCAGUCAUACCUCAAUCGUGGAUUUUGAAGCUGUUGUGUCUUUUAAAAAAGCAUGUUGCUGAAUAAGGACUACAAUAGUCGUCCAUUGCAUAAAGCACGCAGCUCACAUGCUGAUGGGAGUUGUAGUCCUUAAUUAGCAUUGUGAUAUUAACGUGCAUUUUUAAAACAAACACAGUAGCUUCAAAAUUAAUAUGAGAUAUACAGACAAAACGUUAAAGUCACUUCAAGUUAUAUUAAUCACAGGCUUUAUUUUACUCAUUAAUCUAAAACUGCUAUUAUAAAAACUCAGUGGCUUGAAAAUGUUCAUUGUCUUCCGGGUUUUCGGACUACAACCUGAACAGCUCUAUUCAUUUGUCACUUUACAAAGGCGGAAAACAAAUGUAAAUAAUCUUUGGAAUUUGUUUUCCUUUUGAUUGUGAAAGUAAUAGUGAAAUGCAAUAUGGCAGUAAUAUGACUCAAUAUUACUGUGAAACUGAAACGCUUCAUACUGUAUCUGUCAGAGGCCAAUAUGUGCUGACAAUACCGGCUUUAUUUGAACAGAGAUCUGUUUUAAGGGUUUAUGAAGGUGCCCACAGAAGGGCUUUUGUGUUUGACUGAAUAUGAACAAACACACAAAACUGUCACUGUUGUCAUGACAGUCGUAGCAUACAGUCAUACAGUAUUCCUGUAGCAUAUCAGAAAUGUAAAUAGAAAUAUGACUGAUGAUAUUUAGCCUCAAAAGAGUUUUGCUUCCAUUUUUACUGUGUUAAACAGUCGCUGUUUUUCAGUCCACAGGAAUAUGGACAUGUCAUGCCUCGCUCACGAUAAAGGGAAAAUCACAACUACUGAUUUUAUAAUUACUGGAAUACACUGAUCACUGUAUUAACAUAUUUUCAAUAAAUUGUAUAUUUUGAUCAGUUUCUAAAACAGUCUUGUUUCUUGACCCAUUUUCACAAACUAUGGGUGACUCACACAAAACUUGUCAAGAAAAUAACCUGGUUCUGUUUUACUCCAAAAAUAAAUAAAUAAAUAAAAAUGUUUCUUUGCAAAAAUAAAGUAAACUUAUUUUUAGGGCCAUUAAAAUCCUUUACACUGACAUUAUUUUCAUGAUAGUGAUGAACAUUUGCUCCCAGUGCUCAUUACCGCAACGUGUAUACAUAUAUAUAUAUACACUAUAUUGCCAAAAGUAUUCGCUCAUCUGCCUUUAGACGCAUAUGAACUUAAGUGACAUCCCAUUCUUAAUCCAUAGGGUUUAAUAUGAUGUCGGCCCACUCUUUGCAGCUAUAACAGCUUCAACUGUGAGGUCAGACACUGAUGUUGGACGAGAAGGCCUGGCUCGCAGUCUUCGCUCUAAUUCAUCCCAAAGGUGCUCUAUCGGGUUGAGGUCAGGACUCUGUGCAGGCCAGUCAAGUUCUUCCACACCAAACUCGCUCAUCCAUGUCUUUAUGGACCUUGCUUUGUGCACUGGUGCGCAGUCAUGUUGGAACAGGAAGGGGCCAUCUCCAAACUCAAGACUCGUCCAUCAGAUUGCCAGAUGGAGAAGCGUGAUUCAUCACUCCAGAGAACGCGUCUCCACUGCUCCAGAGUCCAGUGGCGGCGUGCUUUACACCACUGCAUCCGACGCUUUGCAUUGCACUUGGUGAUGUAUGGCUUGGAUGCAGCUGCUCGGCCAUGGAAACCCAUUCCAUGAAGCUCUCUACGCACUGUUCUUGAGCUAAUCUGAAGGCCACAUGAACUUUGGAGGUCUGUAGCGAUUGACUCUGCAGAAAGUUGGCGACCUCUGCGCAC